This is a messenger RNA of Lotus japonicus, 1973 nucleotides long. Its product is annotated as probable xyloglucan 6-xylosyltransferase 3. NCBI's taxonomy places the organism in Eukaryota, Viridiplantae, Streptophyta, Magnoliopsida, Fabales, Fabaceae. The record is from RefSeq and is a predicted model, not a curated record. Gene Ontology annotation, molecular function: hexosyltransferase activity. The coding region runs from base 231 to 1589 and encodes 452 amino acids. The transcript has a single exon. Gene Ontology annotation, biological process: xyloglucan biosynthetic process. Gene Ontology annotation, cellular component: endosome; trans-Golgi network; membrane.
GACAUAUACAUGUCUUCCUUUCCCUUAAGCUCCCCUUUGUAAAUGCCCUCCACUCCCACACAUGUUGUCUCUACGCCUCCAUCUCAGAGGCCAUCUCUCUCACACUGACUCUCCAAUCCUCUUCACCAUGAACACCGACAACAACCCCACUUAACCUCCUAGCUACUCUUCUCUCCACCCAAUAAUCAUUCAUCCCACAUUCAUAAAUAAAUAAAGUCUCACCGGCGAAAAUGGGUCAAGAAAACCUCUCAGCUCAAAAAAGAACCAACAACACCACCACCGCCGUGUUACCCACCACGACGGCGAGAUCACGCGCACUCUCCGGCCUUCCACGCGGCCGCCAACAGAUCACGAAAACCUUCAACAACAUCAAAAUCACCCUCCUCUGCGGCUUCGUCACCAUCCUCGUCCUCCGCGGCACCAUCGGCGUCAACCUCGGCUCCUCCGCCGCCGACGCCGUCAACCAGAACAUCAUCGAAGAAACCAACCGCAUCCUCGCCGAGAUCCGAUCCGACUCCGACCCUUCCGAUCCCGAAACGCUCCUCACCCUCAACGACACCUACGCUCUCGGCCCCAAGAUCCACAACUGGGACGAUGAUCGGAAAUCAUGGCUCCGUCAAAACCCUGAGUACCCCAACUCCAUCAGAGGGAAGCCACGCAUCUUGCUCCUCACCGGUUCUCCGCCCAAACCCUGUGAUAAUCCGAUCGGUGACCAUUAUCUUCUCAAAUCGAUUAAGAACAAAAUCGAUUACUGCAGAUUGCACGGAAUCGAAAUCGUUUACAAUAUGGCUCAUCUGGACAUGGAGCUUGCAGGUUAUUGGGCGAAAUUGCCCAUGAUUCGGAGGUUGAUGCUUUCACACCCUGAGGUGGAGUGGAUUUGGUGGAUGGACAGUGAUGCGUUCUUCACCGAUAUGGUGUUUGAGAUUCCGUUAUCCAAGUACAAUGAUUAUAAUAUGGUGAUUCAUGGUUACCCUGAUUUGAUGUUUGAGCAGAAAUCAUGGAUCGCGAUUAAUACCGGGAGUUUUCUGUUUCGGAAUUGCCAGUGGUCGUUGGAUUUGCUCGAUGAUUGGGCGCCGAUGGGGCCGAAAGGACCGAUCCGUGAGGAGGCAGGGAAGAUCCUCACGGCGAAUCUCAAGGGGAGGCCGGCUUUCGAGGCGGAUGAUCAAUCUGCAUUGAUAUAUCUCCUGUUGUCGAAGAAAGAAAAAUGGAUGGAUAAGGUUUUCCUGGAGAAUUCAUACUAUUUGCACGGUUAUUGGGCCGGGUUGGUCGAUCGGUACGAGGAGAUGUUGGAGAAGUAUCACCCGGGGUUAGGCGACGAGAGGUGGCCGUUCGUGACGCAUUUUGUCGGGUGCAAGCCUUGUGGGAGCUACGGGGAUUACCCUGUGGAGAGGUGCUUGAGUAGCAUGGAGAGGGCUUUCAAUUUCGCCGAUAAUCAGGUGCUGAAGUUGUAUGGGUUCCGGCACCGUGGGUUGUUGAGCCCCAAGAUCAAGAGGAUCAGGAAUGAGACAGUUACUCCUCUGGAGUUUGUGGAUCAGUUUGAUAUACGAAGGCAACACGCGGGAAGAAGUAGUAGUGAAUCAAGAAGCUAGUGAAGUGGCUUGUUGUGAGUGAUGAUGGUGAUGAAGAUACAUGUUUGAUUGAUGAUGUUGCAGGGCAAUAACUACAACUGGAAUUUGAUUUGGAUACAUUUACAUACAGUUCAUGUGUAAUUUUCUUUUACCUUUGUUCUGUUGUCUUGUUAAGUCUGUUGAGAAGGUUAUAGGAUAUAGGAUUAAAAUUCUUUCAUACAAGUUAUCUUCUUUAAGCCAUGCUUUGAGUUAUUGCUAAGCAAGGUUUUAUUUGCUGAUUGAGGAUUCCUUGUGUUUUUCCUCUUAUUGGGCAUGAAUUGCUGAUUUGCUGAUCUUAUUGGGGCACUAUUGAAAUGUUUAUGGUACCAACAGAAUGCAAAGGAAACAAAAGAAAUGAUCUUUCAA